AUGCCAGUUCUUCUUCGCUCUGUCGGUUUCGGCCGAUCCAACAACAAUCGAAAUCUUCGAGCGGCUCAAGCAGCUCAGAAUGCUGGAUCUCGUCGAAUCUCGCAAGCUUCGGCGUCGGCCGGAUCCCAGUCAACUCGUCAAUCUCAACUCGAAGUCGCCAAGGAGCGAGUGGUUCAGAGUCGAAUACACGAGAAAGAAGAAGAACCCGAAGAGAAUGUGACAUUUGGCCAAAAGUUGCAUCAAAUCUACAAAAAAUAUCACAUAAAGUAUUUGUUUCCUUUGAUGUUUAUAAUGGUCUACAUGUUAUUAGGAGCCAUUUUAUUCUAUUUUUUGGAAAGUGGAAGUGCCGAAAAAAACGCAAUGGACGAAGACUAUAAAUAUAAAAGAGAACGUCGAUUGUUGUUACUUCGAAUGGAGGAACUCGUUCAAGAUUCGGCAACAAGACGACGAGCAUUUCGAAAAAAGGCACUCGAGGAGGCAAUAGAUAACUAUGAGAAUAAACUCGAUUUUUCUGUGAAAAACGAGUCGCAAUGGACAUUUAUGUCGGCCAUGUAUUUUGCGGGAACCCUUUUCACAACCAUCGGUUACGGCGAUAUUGCCUGCAGCACAUCGGCCGGUCGGAUUGCCACUGUCAUCUAUUCUUGUAUUGGAAUCCCGUUUAUGCUCAUCACUUUGAAUGACCUUGGAAAAUUUCUCUAUAACAAUAUCAACGGUUGUGUGAAAGGGCUCGAAGACUUCGGAGCAAGUCUCGGGGUUUUUAGGCUGUGCAGAUUCCGAAAUUCAAACACAACUAGUAAAUUGGAUGAGUUGGUCGCGUUAGAAACUGGCGAAGCACAUUUGAACGAAGUGAGCUCGUUGGCUUCCGAGCUCGGAAGUGAAAGAAAUGCGAGCGAUUACGAGUCGAUUGAAGACAAAGAAGAGCGCGCGAUGCCUCGAAUGAGUGUGAAAGUCGCCUUAGGAAUCACUGUCGGAUGGAUUUUCUUCUGCUCGGCACUUUUCAAACUGUGGGAAGACGAAUGGACGUACGCGGAGAGCUGCUAUUUCAUGUUCAUUUCACUAUCAACAAUCGGUCUUGGAGACAUUUCGGUUGCACGAAGAGACAUGAUGGUCCUUUGUUUUGUGUUUGUGAUCAUCGGCCUCUCCCUUGUCAGCAUGACAAUCAAUGUAAUUCAGGUGGCAUUGGAAGACUUUUAUGUGAAUCUGAUGAUGAAGCUGAUAAUUGAAUAUCAAGAGAAAAUGGCGGCCGGCGGAGAUCAAAUGGGUGCUUCGGUUGGAAUGAUGCGAAUGUGGGGAAACAAUAAAACCGCGAAAUUUCUGAUGCCGUUAUUGAGCAAAGAAAAGAAAAAGAUGGCAAUGGAAAAAGUUGAAGUGAAGGCAAAAGAAAGCGGAUUCGAAGUGCCUGCAAUUCUAACGGAUUUGGAUGAAAAAUCUGGAAUGCCAAAAUUGUUUCAUAUUGAAGACGCAAAGAAUGAGGAAGAAAUGCCAAAAGUUCUUGAGGAAAUGGUCCAAAAACAAAUUGAAAUUGAGGCUGCCGCUGAAGAAAUUUUGCCAUUACUCAUUCAUCAUGAUGCAAAUACUCAAACUGAUAUUAUUCCAUCGGAAGAGAAAGGAUAUCAAACUGAUGAAAAAGUUUACGAAGAACAUGCAAUUCAAACCGAUGUUGAUGCGAAAAAUGUUGAAAACCAGGAGAUUGAAACUCAAACUGAUCUUAUUCAUAAUUGUGUCGUCGAAACUCAAACGCCUCACAUCGAAGUUUGCGAUUUGGAAAUGAACACAAUUGCAGCCGCAAUUAAAAAUACGGAUUGUCAGACUGAAGUUGUUUUAACGAAAGAGCAAGAUCUACAAACUUAUAUCGAUACUGCCGAUGAAGAAACAUUCACAGAAAUUGAGACUAAGAAUAUUCGAAUUCAAACUCCACAGCCAGUUAUUGAACAAAAAUCGGUACAAACCGAAGAUUUGGAUGAUCGAAGAUCUCCCUCAAAAAUGUCAUCAGCGAAAAAACGCCUUCGUCGAGCAUUUGCUAGCAAAUCGAAACCAACGCGAAGCAGUCUCGAUAAUCCAGUAAUGAGCGAAUGGAAGGAUGUCGAGGAAGUGGAUCCGGAGAUCGAAGAAGAAGAACGAGGAGACGACGAAGAAGACGCCGGUUCAGUAGAAUCUCUUCACUGGGAUCCAGUAGAUGGAAUGCAUGCUGAAAAACAACUUCCCGUCAAAAAAUUAAAAGCGAUGUUCGAUUCGCCGAAGGGAACUCGGAAAGUCGAGCGAAAGUACUCAUCGUUCAGCAAAAAACCCGAUGAAAGACGGACGCGAAACAAAUCCGAAUGA
Molecule: messenger RNA, 2322 nt
Organism: Caenorhabditis bovis
Lineage: Eukaryota; Metazoa; Nematoda; Chromadorea; Rhabditida; Rhabditidae
Source: the annotation of a GenBank genome assembly